AUGGCCGAGCGGCAGACGCACACAUGGACACGCCGCAAAGUCUGCAAGGAAAGCAAAUGGAGACAGAGAGUCAUUUUCCUGGACGACAGCGAAUGCACCUUCGAGGUGGAGCAAAACGUUUUGGGCUGCGACUUCUUCAACAAAGUGUGCAGUCACCUGAAGCUGCUGGAGAAGGAAUACUUUGGCCUGGAGUACCGACACCACGGCGGCAACUACGUGUGGCUGGAGCUGCUCAAGCCGCUAGCAAAGCAGAUUCAAUACGCCAACGAUCAGUUCUUCAGGUUCACGGUCAAGUUCUUCCCUCCGGACCCGGGACAACUCAAGCGGGGCCUCACUCGGUACCUUUUUGCCUUGCAGAUCAAGCAGGACCUGGCCAGCGGAAGUCUGACCUCUAAUGACAACAGCGCCGCCCUGCUGGUCUCUCACAUAUUGCAGUCAGAACUCGGGGACUACGACGAGGAGCUGGACUGUCAGCACCUGGGGAUGAAGCAGUACGUCCCCAACCAGGAGUACCUGGACCACAAGAUCCUCCGCUUCCACAAGAAACACAGAGGUUCGUCCCCGGCCGAGUCGGACGUCCACCUCCUGGAGUUGGCCAGGAAGCUGGACAUGUACGGCAUCAGGCCGCAGUCGGCCAGCGACGGCGAGGGCGCGCGCAUCAGUCUGGCCGUCACGCACUGCGGCGUGCUGGUCUUUCAGGGGAACACCAAGAUCAACGUGUUCAGCUGGGCCAAGAUUCGCAAACUGAGCUUCAAACGCAAACAUUUCCUCAUCAAGCUGCACGACGCCGUCGGGCCGACCCGCAAGGACACGCUGGAGUUCCGCAUGGCAACUCGCGAUGUGUGCAAAGCGUUCUGGAAAACGUGCGUGGAGUACCACGCCUUCUUCCGGCUGGCCGAGGAGCCCAAGGCGGCGCACAAGAUGCUGCUGCUGUCGUCCAAAGGCUCCAGCUUUAGAUACAGCGGGCGCACACAGAAGCAGCUGCUGGAAUGCUUGGGAUCGAGCGACAAGAAGCCCCCGCACUUUGACAGCACUUCCCGUCGGUCGGACUUCGACUCCCGGCAGUGCCGAUCUUCUCCCGAUCUCCUCACCGACGUCUCCAAACAACAGCGUGAGGGCGCCACUUGUGCCUCGGCGCUCCGGAGUCCAGAGCGCGGCCGGCCGUACGCCACCGCGAGGUGCCGCAGCCUCGCCCGGGUCACGCCCCUCUCGCCACGGGUGCGACCGCCGUCGUCGACGGAGGAGGCGCGGGACCGAGCGCCCGGGCUGACCGCCGUCUACGGCAACCGCUCGCGACGCCGACCCGUCCCGCGCCCGGACGCGCCGCAGCAGCUCGUCCUUCUCUACCCCAACAGUCCCGCCUACCGGUACCGCCCGUUGCUGCCGACAUUCCCGCGCCCGUACAUCUGGGACCACGCCGCCUCGCUGGAGUGCCUGCCGCAGACGAGGAGGCGGGACGGGCGACCGUGGCCGUCUUACUGCCCGCGAGGUCGGGCCGGUCCGGCCGAGGCGUACCGCGCGGGAAGCGGCGGGGCGGGGCUCACGUGCCGUACGGAGGCCGGGCAUUACAGCGACGACUGCAGCUUCCUCCCGGGGCUCCCUCGCCAACCGGACGUCAACUUCCACAUCCCCGCGUCGGAAUUCCGCCCGCUGGGUUACUAUCCCCACUUGUCGCGCCCCGCCAGGCCCACCUACCUGCCACUCAACGCCGCCCCUCUGCCCCAACACCCCGCGGGAAGCUACAGCGACUCCGAGCCUGACGUUUUCUACCCGUAUUAUUGCCCGCCGCUGCGGCCCGGCCGACCGGCACGGAUGAGGCUCUCCUCCGGGAGCCUCCAGCUGGAUGAGGAGGACGAGGAGGCGCUGAAGAGAGAGGAGACCAAAGGCGUGACAAAGGUCACAUUGUAGGCACAU
This is a messenger RNA of Phyllopteryx taeniolatus (common seadragon), 1914 nucleotides long. RefSeq names its product FERM domain-containing protein 7. Gene Ontology annotation, molecular function: guanyl-nucleotide exchange factor activity. Gene Ontology annotation, cellular component: cytoskeleton. The transcript has 12 exons. Bases 1 to 1908 code for a protein of 635 amino acids. Lineage: Eukaryota; Metazoa; Chordata; Actinopteri; Syngnathiformes; Syngnathidae. The record is from RefSeq and is a predicted model, not a curated record.